AUGGAGAAUGUCUGGGACAGCCAGCAGAGAAUUGAAAUAGAAGCUGUAGAAACCCCACAGGUGUGCUCAGCUGUGAUGAAGGUUCCUGGUGACCAGAUUCAACAUGAGCUUAAGAAAAGGGGACUGCAACUAGCAGACUUCCCCGGCGAUGACGGUGAUCCUGAGCUCUCCAUCCUGAUAGGAGCAGACUACUAUUGGCAAAUAGUAUCAGGAAGGGUGGAGAGACUCACAGAGACAUUGGUUGCAUUGGAGAGCACCUUUGGAUGGUCUGUGCAGGGACCAGUGUCCAUGUCAAGUGUCGCAGAGGCUGCCUGCAUGUUCAUACCACUUGAUGAAGACACACUUGUCUCCAAGCAACUGAAUGCAUUCUGGGAAAUUGAGUCUCUGGGUAUCACAAGUGUGAAAACACAGAACCCAGCAGAAGAGGAGGCUCUGCAGAUGUUCGAAAGAACGACAACCUUCAAAAAUGGACGAUACCACGUGGAGUUGCCAUGGAAACCAGAAAGAGCAGAACUCCAAGACAACUACAGAGUUGCCAAAAGGAGGUUUGAAGGACCAAACCUAAAUCCGGAUAUUCUCAGCCUCCUGAUUAGGUUCAGAAAACAUGAGAUCGCCUUCAUGGCAGACAUAAAAAAGGCGUUUCUGCAGAUAUCCCUCGCCGAGACAGACAGAGACGCAGUGAGGUUCCUGUGGCUCUCGGGCCCACCAAAUGGAGAACAGGAUGAAAGGCUGCGGAUGCUGAGGAUGACAAGAGUGGUGUUUGGAGCCUCCCCAAGUCCCUUCUUACUCGCCGCUACAAUCAGAAAGCAUCUGCAAAAUUAUGAAACCGAACAGCCACAAGUUGUAGAGACAAUAAGAGAGUCACUCUAUGUUGAUGACUUUAUUGCAAGCUCACGCACUGUGGAAGAGGCUUACUAUGUAACAACCACCGCUAAGCAAAUGCUGUCAACCGCAGGCAUGGACCUCUGCAAGUGGAUGACCAACUCUCCUGAGCUGAAGAGGAAAUGGGAGGAGAGCACAACAGACCACACACUGGCGCCAGAGACACCCAGAGCAGUGCUGAAGGUGUUAGGCUUAGUGUGGAGACCAGAGACCGAUGACUUCACCCUUGACCUCAGACCGCUAGUGAGCAUUCUAAAGCAAAAGAAGAACACAAAGAGGAGCGUUCUACAGUCAUCCGCACGUAUCUAUGACCCGCUUUGGUUCCUGACUCCCUUCACCAUCAGAAUCAAGUGCAUGUUUCAAGAAAUGUGGGAGAGAGGACUCUCCAGGGAUGAGGAGCUACCACCCGAUCUGACUCGAGAAUGGCAACAGUGGUGUUUAGAACUGCCCCAGCGACACCAACUCGCCAUACCAAGGUGGUACCGAACAGACACGCAGUCAGAGAACAAGCAUGCCCUGAAACUACAUGUGUUCUGUGACGCCAGUGAAAGAGCUUACAGUGCUGUAGCCUACCUGCAAGGUGAAACUCAAGACGGAGAACCUACAAUGAGCCUAGUCGCGUCCAAAUCCAGGGUGGCCCCUCUCAAGAAAAUGACACUGCCACGCCUAGAGCUCAUGGGAGCUGUGAUCGGAGCGAGACGAGCAAACAACUUGAUGAUGACUCUGAAAAUGGAACCAAUUCAGAUAAGAAUGUGGACAGAUUCUAUGAUUACGCUGCAUUGGAUCUGCAGCUCUGCUCAGAAGUGGAAACAGUUUGUCGCAAAUAGAGUGACCGAGAUCCAGUCACUGACCAACCCAGAGUCGUGGUCACACAUUGCAGGAAAGAUAAAUCCAGCUGACCUCCCCACCAGAGGACACACUGUUGAAAACUUGAAACAUAGCCAUCUGUGGUGGAAUGGUCCCAGCAUUGUGACAUCAGCCGAUCAGUCAGAGGAGACUGAUGAUGAUUAUGUUCCAGAAAGGGCGAACACAGAACUCAAGUCGAGUCACCAAGUCACUGUACAGCUUGCUGCAAAUGACGCAGACCUCACUGAACCAGUGCUGGAGCUAGCCAGAUACAGCAGACUGAAAAGAGUCUUCAGAGUGACAGCCUGGAUAAAGAGAUUCAUAGCAAAUGCUCCAACAAAACCAAAGACAAGAGGAGAACUGACUGCUGACGAGCUCUUCGAGGCCGAAAGGUACUGGAUCAAGAUAACACAACAACAGAGUUUCAGUCAAGAGAUCAAACAACUAAAGACAGGAAAGGGCCUCAGGGACUGUAAGAUUAAAGAACUCAAGCCAUUCCUGGAUGAACAUGAACUGCUCAGUGUGGGAGGAAGGCUGCAGCAGUCUGACUUCACAUUCAGAGAGCAGCACCCAUGGAUCCUGCCCAGCAAGCAUAAAUAUUCAGAAAGGCUCAUACAGUACUGUCAUGAGAAGACUCAGCGAGCGUGGAUCGAGAGAACCUUCCAGAAGAGAGAAUGUAUGCAGAUAAUUCCCAGCAAAGACCCCAGCAGGUGCGGCUGUGGUCAGCUGGUGUCGCAGCUCGUCGGUCCAGGGGUGGGCCCUGAGGAUGGGGGGGGCCCUGUGGUGAAGUUGGAGGCCCCUGCAGAGAGAUGGACCACGAAGCACACGCAGAGCUCCAGCACUGACGCAUAUGGACUCAUUGAGUUCCAGGGCGGGGGGCACGUCAACAAGGCCAUGUACAUCCGGGUGGCGUACGACUCGAAGGCGGACUCGCUGCUGCACCUGAUGGUGAAGGACUGGCAGCUGGCUCCCACCCUCCUCAUCUCAGUUCACGGGGGCCUGCAGAACUUCGAGCUACCCCCCAAACUGAAGCAGGUUUUUGGGAAAGGCCUGAUCAAAGCGGCGGUGACAACCGGAGCCUGGAUCUUCACCGGGGGGGUCAGCACGGGGGUGAUCCGUCAUGUUGGGGACGCUCUAAAAGAUCACUCGUCAAAGUCCAGAGGGAAGGUCUGCGCCAUCGGCAUCGCCCCGUGGGGAAUCAUCGAGAACAAGGAAGACCUCAUCGGCAGAGACGUGAGCCGGCCCUAUCAGUCCAUGGCCAACCCGCUCAGCAAGCUGUCGGUUCUGAACAGCAGCCACUCUCAUUUCAUCCUGGCCGAUAACGGGACGCAUGGGAAGUACGGCGCCGAGGUGCGCCUCCGCCGGCAGCUGGAGAAGCACAUCUCUCUGCAGAAGAUCAACACUCGUCUGGGUCAGGGGGUCCCGGUGGUGUGUCUGAUUCUGGAGGGGGGUCCUAACGUCAUCUCCAUCGUGUUGGAGAGUCUGAGAGAGGAACCUCCGGUCCCCGUGGUCAUCUGUGACGGCAGCGGCCGAGCCUCCGAUAUCAUCUCGUUCGCACACAGAUACUGCGGGGAGGACGGGUUGCUGGGUGACAGUGAGAAGGACCAGCUGCUGGUCACCAUCCAGAAGACGUUCACUUACAGCCGCAGCCAGGCGCAGCAGAUCUUCCUCAUGGUGAUGGAGUGCAUGAAGAAGAGGGCUCUGAUCACGGUGUUCAGGAUGGGCUCAGAGGGACAGCAAGACAUCGAGAUGUCCAUCCUUACGGCUCUGCUCAAAGGGACUAACGCCUCGGCCUCUGAUCAGCUGAGUCUGGCUCUGGCCUGGAACAGAGUGGACAUCGCCCGCAGUCAGAUCUUCGUCUACGGACACCACUGGCCCCCGGUGAGGCCCUCAGCCAUGGACCGGCCGAAGAGUCCGGGAAUCCAACGAGCGGGAGGGAUGGGAGGGGGUGGGGGGGGGGGGGGAGGGGGUGUGGCGAAGGGGAAAACCCGUGGGAAAAAAGGAAAAGGAGGAAAAACCAAACCGGAGCCUCCGGAGGAGACAGACCCAAGGAAACUAGAGCUGCUCAGUUGGGUGAACUCUCUGGAGCAGGCCAUGAUGGAUGCUCUGGUUCUGGACCGGGUGGACUUUGUAAAGCUGCUGAUUGAGAACGGAGUGAACAUCCAUCACUUCCUCACCAUCCCCCGCCUGGAGGAGCUCUACAACACGAAGCUGGGUCCGGCGAACACGCUGCACUUCGUGGUGCGAGACGUGAAGAAGGGGAACCUGCCCCCUGACUACCAGAUAACACUGAUUGACAUCGGCCUGGUUCUGGAGCUGCUGAUGGGGGGGGCGUACCGCUGCAACUACACCAGGAAGAGCUUCAGGGCACUGUACAACAACCUGUACGGCCUGAAAAGGCCUAAAGCUCUGAAGCUCCUCGGGAUGGAGGACGAUGAGCCGCGAGCGAAGGGCAAAGGGAAGAAGAACAAGAAGAAGGAGGAGGAGGUGGACAUCGACGUGGACGACCCUGAGCUCAGCCGCUUCCAGUACCCGUUCCACGAGCUGAUGGUGUGGGCCGUGCUCAUGAAGCGCCAGAAGAUGGCACUGUUUCUGUGGCAGCGCGGCGAGGAGGCUAUGGCCAAAGCUCUGGUGGCCUGCAAGCUCUACAAGGCCAUGGCCCACGAGUCGUCCCAGAGCGAGCUGGUGGACGACAUCUUCCAGGACCUGGAGAACAACUCCAAGGAGUUCGGGCAGCUGGCCUACGAGCUGCUGGAUCAGUCGUACAAACACGACGAGCAGGUGGCCAUGAAGCUGCUGACGUACGAGCUGAAGAACUGGAGUAACUCCACGUGUCUGAAGCUUGCCGUCGCCGCCAAACACCGAGACUUCAUUGCCCACACCUGCAGCCAGAUGCUGCUCACCGACAUGUGGAUGGGCUGCCUGACGAUGGGCAAGAGCAACAGCCUGGAGGUGAUUUUAGGGCUGGUCUUCCCUCCUCUCAUCCUCCUCAUGGAGUUUCGUCUCGGGGAGGAGUCAUCCUUUCAUUCCUCCAGAGAGAACGACGAGGGCAAAAACAAAGACGACGAGAAAUCCAACAAGGACGCCGCCUCCAACGUGGACGCCACGUCCAAGAAAGGAGACGAGGAGGAAGACCAGAAGAAGAAGAGGAGGAUUCCCAUCGGGAAGAAGAUCUACGAGUUCUACAGUGCUCCUUUCACCAAGUUCUGGUUCAACACGCUCUCAUACCUGGUGUACCUGGCUUUGUAUAACUACAUCAUCCUGGUGAAGAUGGAGCGCUGGCCCUCCCUUCAAGAGUGGAUCGUCAUCUCCUACAUCAUCACGCUGGGCCUGGAGAAGGUCCGACAGAUCCUGAUGUCGGAGCCAGGGAAGCUGAAGCAGAAGAUCAACGUUUGGCUGGAGGAUUACUGGAACAUCACGGACCUGGCGGCCAUUUCCGUGUUCCUGUUGGGCCUUCUCCUGCGGCUGCAGAGCGAACCCUACAUGGGCUACGGACGCGUCAUCUACUGCGUGGACAUCAUCUUCUGGUACAUCCGCGUCCUGGACAUCUUCGGCGUCAACAAGUACCUGGGGCCCUACGUCAUGAUGAUCGGGAAGAUGAUGAUCGACAUGCUUUACUUCGUGGUCAUCAUGCUGGUGGUCCUGAUGAGCUUUGGGGUGGCACGGCAGGCGAUCCUUCACCCGGACGAGAAGCCCACCUGGAGGCUGGCCCGCAACAUCUUCUACAUGCCGUACUGGAUGAUCUACGGAGAGGUGUUUGCAGACUCCAUAGAUCGUAAGAUUACAGUUCAUAUUUAUGCUAUGGAAAUCAACCCUCCGUGCGGAGACAACUUGUACGAUGAAGACGGGAAGAAGCUCCCCCCCUGUAUCCCGGGUGCCUGGCUCACCCCCGCCAUCAUGGCCUGCUACCUGCUGGUUGCUAACAUCCUGCUGGUCAACCUGCUCAUCGCCGUCUUCAAUAACACCUUCUUUGAGGUGAAGUCUAUCUCUAACCAGGUGUGGAAGUUCCAGCGCUAUCAGCUGAUCAUGACCUUCCACGACCGGCCAAUCCUGCCCCCACCCCUCAUCGUCUUCCCGCACAUUUACAUCGUGCUGCUCAGACUCUGCUGCCGCUGCCGGCGCCGGACCGACGGCGAGCGCGACGACGGCGAAAAGCGCCUCCAGCUGGUUCUGAGUGCGGAGGAGCUGAAGAGUCUGCAUGAGUUUGAGGAGCAAUGUGUGGAGGAGUACUUCAGAGAGAAGCAGGACGAGAAACAGUCGUCCAACAAUGAGAGGAUCAGAGUCACCUCAGAGAGGGUGGAGAACAUGUCCAUGCGUCUGGAGGAGGUGAACGAGCGGGAGCACUCGAUGAAGGCGUCCCUGCAGACGGUGGACCUCCGGCUGUCUCAGCUGGAGGAGUUCUCCUCCCGGAUGCUGAGUGCUCUGGAGCGGCUGGGGGGCCUGGACCGGGCUGAGCUGGUCCGCAGCCGGGGGUCCUCCGUCUGUGAGGCACCCCCUCUUUUGCGCCAAGGCAGCAUGAACAGCAGCGACGGGUACAGCCUGUACCGUUACCAGCUGGAGGUGGAGGACCGGGGCCCAGGGUCCCCAGAGGUCGGGAAGGGCCUCUCCGGUGACCCAGAGGUAGGAAAGGGCGUCCACGGGAACCCAAAGCUGGGGAAGGGCCUCUCCGGGGACCCAGAGGUGGGGAAGGGCCUCUCUGGGGAGACAGAGGGGAGGAAGGGCCUGUCCGGGGCUGGGGACUUUGAGGAGGGCGUCUGCCGUGUCUCCGGAGGCUCGGAGGGGGGCGACGGGAGCAUCCAACUGAGCCCGAAGGGACGAGCUCGACCCCCGACAGCGGAUGUGAGGGACUUCAGGCGGACUCUGGAGAUGGGGGGUUCCAGAGACAGGACUCAGUCUCUGUCCAACAUUGACAUCCUGAUCUCCCACUGCCCCCCAGACCCGCCGGAGAAAACCCGGCUGGGGGGGGCCGCGUCCUUCCCCCUGGAGAGGUCAAAGGUCAAGCAGUCUCUGUCCUCCCCCACCCUCAGCGGUUCCUCCAAUAGGAAGUUCUUCAGCAGCACGGCCAUCUGUAGCCCCGCCCACCAGGACCUGGAGAACAAACAGGAAGGAGAGGAAACUGAGGGGGGUAGUACACACGGUAACAAUGACGGUGAGGAGCCUCCUGAAGACAGGAUGUACCCGACGCUGCGCUCCAAGAGUCUCAACAUCAACCCGAGGAAGACGAGUAAGAAGGACGGCAAGGAAACAUUGCCAACUGCCGGCAGCACAAAGGACCUGGUGUUCAGAGACUGA
Messenger RNA from Eleginops maclovinus (Patagonian blennie), 7020 nucleotides. Its product is annotated as transient receptor potential cation channel subfamily M member 1-like. Gene Ontology annotation, molecular function: calcium channel activity. The record is from RefSeq and is a predicted model, not a curated record. Gene Ontology annotation, cellular component: plasma membrane. Lineage: Eukaryota; Metazoa; Chordata; Actinopteri; Perciformes; Eleginopidae. Gene Ontology annotation, biological process: metal ion transport; protein tetramerization; monoatomic cation transmembrane transport.